Messenger RNA from Chelmon rostratus (copperband butterflyfish), 3057 nucleotides. RefSeq names its product failed axon connections homolog, metaxin like GST domain containing a (gene faxca). Lineage: Eukaryota; Metazoa; Chordata; Actinopteri; Chaetodontiformes; Chaetodontidae. The record is from RefSeq and is a predicted model, not a curated record. Gene Ontology annotation, cellular component: cytoplasm. Bases 166 to 1398 code for a protein of 410 amino acids. The transcript is spliced from 6 exons.
AUGUCGACCCCGCUGCGGGGACAAGCUCCGGGCGGGACGCCUGUUCCCAGUCGGCUGUUCCUCGGCCAGUCGCCCCGCACCUGCAGCCCUCUGCACCCAUGAAGCCCCCUCCGAUGAAGCCCCGAGCUGCCAAAGUGAGGCGGAAAGUGGCCGGAGACAGAGAGCAUGUACUGGCGCGUCGGGCUCGCCUGGACGCGGUCGUGUGUGGUUGAUCUUGGCCAGAACCAGAGCUUCUCCUCCGGCCUGCCGGGCUCCGAUGAGCAGCUCUCGUUUUAUGGGUACAUCAUCGCCUACCCACUGCAGGACUACGGCGGGAUAAUGUCAGCUUUGGGCUCGGACUCGUGGUGGCGGAAGACGCUGUAUUUGACCGGAGGGGCUCUGCUCGCCGCUGCUGCUUAUUUGCUGCACGAAUUGCUGGCCAUCAGAAAGGAGGAAGAGCUGGACUCUAAAGAUGCCAUCAUACUCCACCAGUUCUCCAGGCCCAAAACCGGCGCCCCGUCCCUGUCCCCUUUCUGCCUUAAGUUGGAGACCUACCUCCGUAUGGUGGACCUGCCCUACCAGAACUACUUUGAUGGGAAGCUUUCGCCACAGGGAAAGAUGCCGUGGAUCGAAUACAACCAGGAGCAGGUGUGCGGCACCGAAUUCAUCAUCGACUUCCUGGAGGAGAGGCUGGGCGCCAGCCUCAACAAGAGCCUGACGCCGCAGGAGAAGGCCAUGUCUCGCGCCAUCACCAAAAUGGUGGAGGAGCAUUUCUACUGGACCAUAGCUUACUGUCAGUGGGUGGACAACCUGGAGGAGACCCAGAAGAUGCUGUCAGUGAGCGGGCCGCUGAGUGACUUACUCAAGUGGAUCCUGAGUCACCUGACAGGCGGGAUCGUCAAGAGGGAGAUGUACGGCCACGGGAUUGGGCGCUUCUCUAAGGAGGAGGUCUACGCCCUGAUGGAGAAGGACAUGCGCACCUUGGCCACCCUACUAGGUGAUAAGAAGUAUCUUAUGGGCUCUAAGCUUUCGACAGUAGACGCUGCAGUGUUCAGCCACCUGGCGCCCGCUAUGUGGACGCUACCAGGAACACGGCCGGAGCAGCUAAUCAAAGGUGAGCUGAUCAACCUGGCCAUGUACUGCGAGCGCAUCCGCCGGCGCUUCUGGCCCGAGUGGUUCGUGGACCUGGAGGACCUCUGCUACAACGACACCACCGAGGGCAGCGACUCGGCCUGUAAACUCCCCGACCUGGGCCUCUACUCCCGCACAGACACUUUCCAGGAUCACACGCACACGCACACUUCUCGCACUCACACGCCACAGGACCCGCCGUCGCCCGACAGCGACCCUACCGGCCACUCGCUGUAUGACUCCGACAUGGACACAGAGUGCUCUGAAAUCGACCAGCUCAAGUGUUGACACACGUACGGUACACGCCACAUAUCCGCACACCACAGGAGGGCGCUGCAUCCCACCUGUGCACAUGCCCCCUACCUCUUUGAACAGAACAUAACUGGGGAGUGUUUCUGUGUCAGCAGAGAAGUUGAGGACCUAGAGGUUUAACUUGCACACUGUAGCAGAGGAAUGGCUGCGGUGGAGGGGGGAGGGAGUGCAGCGUAGCUCAGAGGUGCCAGGUGAAGGGAAGAAGAGGAGCGAAGGAGCGGGAAAGUCGCAGUGGAGGUGGAGAGAAUAGAGAGCCAGAGCACGAUUCAAAAUCAGACCCAGAGAAACCAGGAGUAAAUGACGCCGCUGCUGAGAAACUCCUCCACGUGGUCGACAACCAUCUGCAGUCACAGCUCCCAGUCGUAACCAUGGCAACUACGUGUGUGCGUGACCUCCCCGCUGUCCCUUGUAGCAACUCGCACCACCCGGCCUUGUGUGUGUUUUGACUUACUGAACCCUUAACGCCUUGUAUUGAUACGACAGUGACACGUAGGGAUCUGUACAGGAUUUAUGUGAACGAAUACAAGUCAGUGUAAAUAUAUAAAUGGAUCUGAAUCAGUUCUCAGAUUUAAUGGAUAGAAUAUUUAAUUAUAUAUGAGUAUAAAUAGUAUAGAUAGCCUGCAAAUAUAGAAUCAUCCCCUCUGUCAUAUGGUGUAAAUACUGGUGCUGUGUCUCCUAUGAAAUCCCUUUUGUGUUGGACAUAAAUAAGCACUCUGCUGGUCUAGGAUCAGUAUGAGGACCCUUUGACUUCCUGUACUGUAUGUAUCUGUCAACACAACUGGGAUAUUACAGUAAUGUCUGCUGCCCAUAUUUAAAUAAUGCAGUAAGAUUUUGUGGAAGAUAAUGGAUGGUGAACUACAAUCUGCCAUAAGCACUUUGAAACUAUCAUUUGUCUUAUUAAGACAGUUAUUUUCCCAAAAAAACUCAUUUUUUCCCCACUUUGGACGCAUAAUAUGACAGCAUGUACAUUGUUUGGAUUGUCAUUGAGGACAGCAGCUUUAGGUCAAAUAGACAUACUACAUUCACGCAUAGAGAGCGAAGCAAACAAUCAUGUAGAAGUAGAUGAAACACAUAUAUCGUCUGAAUGAAGUGCAUGGCUGGUACGUGCCAAUGAAAGUCUCCCUUUACACUUCACCUUAUGUCCCUUUCUUCGCUGGCUCCUUCAUUAAGUUUGAUGUUUAUUUGUCGGUGCCUCUGGCCAACUCAGCCGCCCAAAGAUGUAGCCAAUCAGACUCACACCAUGAUUCAAAACGACGGAUUGCUCAGAGAACGUGACGCAAAAGCAAUAAGGGCCUGUUCGCCCCUAAUGUUGGGUUAGGCUGCCGGUUAGCUGGUGGGGUGUGAUGGUUAGGCGCAGGUUUUUACGUGUGUUUGUCGCUCAGCAAAUGCACGCACCAACACACUGUGUGUUAAAGCUGCUCGUAUGGAUGCAAGCAAGGGGUGUACAGUGUGUAUGCUUCUGUCCAUGCUGCUGCUGCUGCGCGUGGAUGAGUCACCCUCUGUGCAUGGAUGAUGACAUGAUGACACACACACACACACACACACUCACAGACUGUCAUGAUUUCAAUAUUGUUCAGAUGGUGGAAAAGCCAGUAGUGACAGUGUGGCGGUUACAGUGAUGAUGCUGCUGCUUCU